GGGCCCCGCGUUCCGCCAUCUUUGUCGGCUACCCCAUUGUUCGCUCCGGAGCUUGUCCCCCCUCCGCCCCCAGUCUCGGCGGCAUUAUCGUCUUCGUACUGCGCCACAAAAACACAAGCGGACACGGUGUCACCGGCAGCCUCUCGCGACGGCCGUGGACUUGCCCUCCGCCACGCGUUUGCGACUUGGUCUUGGCCAGCAAGUUUGAGACAGGAUGGACGAUGACCAGCCCAAAACCCUGUAUGUGGGCAACCUGUCGCGGGAUGUGACGGAAGCCCUCAUCCUGGAGUUAUUUGGCCAGAUCGGACCCUGCAAGAGCUGUAAAAUGAUCGUAGAUGUGAGUUCAACGGCGGGUCACGAUCCGUACUGCUUUGUGGAAUUCUAUGAGCAUAGACACGCCAUGGCCACCAUUGCGGCCAUGAACGGUCGGAAAAUUCUGGGUAAGGAGGUCAAGGUCAACUGGGCCACCACGCCGACCAGCCAAAAGAAGGACACAAGCAGUCACUUCCACGUCUUUGUCGGAGACCUCAGUCCUGAGAUCACCACGGAUGACAUCAAGGCCGCUUUCGGGCCCUUUGGGAAAAUAUCUGACUGUCGGGUGGUGAAGGACAUGGCCACCGGCAAGUCCAAAGGCUACGGCUUUGUGUCCUUCUUCAACAAAUGGGAUGCCGAGAACGCCAUCCAGCAGAUGGGAGGCCAGUGGCUUGGAGGGAGGCAGAUUAGAACCAACUGGGCCACAAGAAAGCCCACGCCCAAAACAACUAAUGAAACGAGCACCACCAAGCAGCUGUCCUUCGACGAGGUGGUCAAUCAGUCCAGUCCCAGUAACUGCACAGUCUACUGCGGUGGAGUCACGGCAGGUCUCACCGAGCAAAUCAUGAGGCAGACCUUCUCGCCUUUUGGUCAAAUCAUGGAAAUCCGCGUUUUCCCCGACAAGGGCUACUCGUUUGUGAGGUUCAACUCUCACGAGGCGGCCGCCCACGCCAUCGUCUCGGUCAACGGCACGUCGGUGGAGGGCUUUGUGGUCAAGUGCUACUGGGGCAAGGAGACCACCGACAUGGUGGGCCCCAUCCAGCAGGUCCAGUUGCCUCAGAGCACGGUGAGCUUUGCGGCGCAGCCCUACAACCAAUGGGGGCAGUGGUACGGCAACACGCAGCAGAUGGGCCAGUACGUGCACAACGGCUGGCAGGUGCCCAGCUACGGCGUCUACGGCCAGAGCUGGGAUCAGCAGUGCUACAAUCCUCUUCCUUCCGCCGCCGGGUGGACCGGCGUGGGCGCCGUCAGCAACGGCGGCAUGGUAGAGCCCGGCCAGGGUGUCAACGGCACCAUGCUCGCCAACCAAGCCGGCAUGGCCGGCACGACCGGCUUCCACACCCACUGAUCUCGCCCGCUGGACGCGCCUCAUUACACUCUGGUUAGGGACAUCCAUUUUGCUUUUUUUUUUUUUUUUUUGCACCUCGCAUCCUUUACGCCAUCACCAACCAACAUGUACAUGACAAGUUGAGCACAGCUAUGGUUUAGAUUAGGGAAAGGCGACGUUGCUUAAAGUCUUUGCCGUCGCCAUGUUUUGUUUGCAGAGCCAAAGAGAUCUGAAUUCCCCCCCGCCCCACAUCCGUGCUGUCUCUCUCGCCGCCCCGUUAGUCCUGGCCAGUUCUCAGGGUGCAGAAGUCAUUCUGUGAAAUGUAGGAAAUCACUGAGGAAGAAGCAAAGAGUACGAACUUAGCAGCCUGAACGAUUUGGUGUGCAUGAACUGCUACUUUGACACACAAGUCAGGCCCCCCCACCCCACCCGCUCCCACUUCCCUCUCAAUACGAAAGGACUACAUCGUGUUUUUAAUUUAGUAAUUUUUCGUCUUUUUCAGCUUGUGAGCUUUUUGCCUUUUUUUAUUUUUUUCCCCCCAUUUCGGGGGAAUUGACUGCAGCGACACCAAGGUUUUGAUUAGAAAGCACCGAGUGGCUGUCGACUUUUUUUUUUUAUUGUUUGAAUUGGAUUUCCAACAAUGUCUUGCAGGGAACACAACUGCCACGCUCGUCUUUACUUACCAGGCAGACAAAUAUUGCACAACUACUUUAAAAAAAGUUCACUCAAUUUGAAGUGUUUUUGUUUUGUUUUGCAUUCCACCUUCUUUUGUAAUAUCAUUUUUGAAGUCUUAUUGUAAAUAACUGAGCGCUCUGUUCAAUUGUAUCUGUAUAAAGAAUGACGUUCAUUCA
This is a messenger RNA of Syngnathus acus (greater pipefish), 2211 nucleotides long. Its product is annotated as nucleolysin TIA-1-like. The transcript has 11 exons. Gene Ontology annotation, molecular function: RNA binding. Lineage: Eukaryota; Metazoa; Chordata; Actinopteri; Syngnathiformes; Syngnathidae. The record is from RefSeq and is a predicted model, not a curated record. The coding region runs from base 215 to 1381 and encodes 388 amino acids.